Messenger RNA from Cydia amplana, 1385 nucleotides. RefSeq lists its product as uncharacterized. The transcript has 2 exons. The record is from RefSeq and is a predicted model, not a curated record. The coding region runs from base 156 to 1379 and encodes 407 amino acids. NCBI's taxonomy places the organism in Eukaryota, Metazoa, Arthropoda, Insecta, Lepidoptera, Tortricidae.
ACCUCGUCGUAGCUCGAACAGCACAAGCCAAAUUCAAUAAUUCUAAUUCACCAUUUUACUAUGGUGUUUGUUUGUGUGAUUUUUUCAUAGUUUUUAUUAAAUUAAUACUGAAUUUUGACUGACAACGACAAUAGUGAAGUAUACUAUAAUUGGAAAUGGCUAAAGUAGAGCAACCCAUGUUUAUAUUGCCCAAAAAACGCAAUGGCAAAAAACAAAAUUCGAUAACUGGUCAUGUAGACCACAUAAUUGCUGUUCAGGGAGCUGAGACUGAUUUGCCAACCAAAUACAAGAAUGGCCUUUCACCAGUCACAGAACAUGUUGUUAAUGGAAUCAUACACUCCACCAUGGAGGGACUCAAGUCCAACAUGAAAAUUAAUCUUCCCAUAAUAACUGAUGUCAAUGAUGAAGACAUCAAUGACUCAAACUUAGAGGCUGAACCCCAGAAGUCACAGAGUUCACAAAAAAAUGGCUACCAGGCCCUCUCGAUGAUGAAUAGCCGAGAAAUCAUUGACUUGUCUCCAAUUUAUGAGAACUCUUCAGAUGCAUGUUCAAGCCAUGAUGACCUCAGAGAGGCCAAUGAUGAUAUACAGAAAAGCUGCAAGUUUCUGAACGAACACAAUGAGAGUAACUCUGCUACUCCAAAUAGCAUGUCUCAAACCCAAUCGGAAAAUAGCUUUGAAAUGGGUCCACUUACUGACAGUCUCAAAAAUAGUGCCAAACGAAAAAAGCGAGUCAACAUUGUGCAAGAAAUAAUUGAAACUGAGAAUACCGAUACAGAGAUCACAGCUUUGCGGAUUGAUUCUGAAGGGUCUACACCAGACUGCUCUUUGACAGACUAUUCCAGAGAGUCCUACUUGACCAUGACGGGAACAAUAAAAAGAGGAAAGAAGAAAGGCCAAAAUGUUGAUGUCAAACUCAAUAUUUCUCGAGAAGAACUUGAAAUCAUUGAAGCAGCUAUCGUAGCAGAGGAGUACAAUAAGAUGGACAUAUCUAAAUGCUCAGUCUACAAUGGUCCACACAUUUUUAUCUUCAGUCUCCUAUGCAUACCAUUUGUGGCUUGUGUGUCUGCACUGUAUUCAUUUUACAUGGGCACAAUGACUUGGUACAACAUCUUUAGCCAUGUUACUGAAGAUCUGAAUUGGGUUAGGAAAGCAAUGUUUGCACCGAUAGUGAUAUUGUCUUAUCCAUUUUUGAUAGUGAUUUUUACUGUAGGCCUUGGCUUGUAUGCAGGUAUUGUGCAGCUGACAUUCAGUGGAGCAAAUUGGUGGAAGGAUGUAUGUGAUUUUGAGAAAGGUUUUUAUGGGUGGCUUUGUAACUCUUUAGGUAUGUCAGAGUGUAGCCCUUAUGAGGUUGUUAUACUUAUGGAUGUUAAGCCAUAAAUUAAA